ACAAAAAAAAAAAAUAGAAAACACGACAAGCUUAGGAUAUCUAGAGACCAGGGACCGAGAAACGGCGUAACGAUCCGGAUCCUGAGACAAGAAUGCAACACGUGAGCGCUGCCAGCUCGGUGCCAUCGGUAGUAGCCCCCGUAGUGACCACUGGUGGUACGACGAUCACCUUGGGCGGACCCCCACAUACGCUCCCCAAAUCGGAGCACAAAGACGAUGGCAAGCCGCCGCACGGCUUGGAGAUGUACAAGGUUAAUAUCGAGGACAUCUCACAGCUCUUCACCUACCACGAAGUCUUUGGCAAGAUACACGGCGAUGUGGUGAAUCACCAAUUGGCGGCGGCCCACGGAGGCCAGCUACCGCCCCCGCCGCCACUCCCGCCGCAGGCCACCAGUCAUGCGGCGAGUGCGGCGGCCGCAGCAGCGGCAGCAUCCACAAAUAAUGCCGCCGUGGCGGCAGUAAUGGCCUCCGCCAAUGCAGCGGCGGCGGCAGCAGCAGCCGCUUCGGCAGCGGGAGCCGGCGGGGGACUACCGCCAGCUACCAGCGGCAAUGGUGGCCAAGUGACUGUGACGACGACGAGCAGCUCGACGGCCGGUAGCAGCGGCGGCGCUGGGAGCACUACCAGCGGCACUACGACCACGGCGGGUGAGUUGCUAAUGCCUAAAAUGGAGGGCGGCAUACAUAACGUGGACGGCAGCGGCGGCGGGCAGUCGAACGUGGCGCUGGCGCCGGACGGUACGCCGAUUGCGACGGGGACGCACGUCUGCGACAUCUGCGGCAAGAUGUUCCAGUUCCGUUACCAGCUGAUCGUGCACCGGCGCUACCACAGCGAACGGAAGCCGUUUAUGUGCCAGGUGUGCGGCCAGGGGUUCACCACGUCCCAGGAUUUGACCCGCCACGGCAAGAUUCACAUUGGCGGUCCGAUGUUCACCUGUAUUGUGUGCUUUAAUGUUUUCGCGAACAACACGAGCCUGGAGCGGCACAUGAAGCGGCACUCGACGGACAAACCGUUCGCCUGCACCAUUUGCCAAAAGACAUUUGCCCGCAAAGAGCAUCUGGACAAUCACUUUCGGUCGCACACGGGCGAAACGCCCUUCCGUUGCCAGUACUGCGCCAAGACGUUCACGCGCAAGGAGCACAUGGUCAACCAUGUGCGCAAACACACGGGUGAGACGCCACAUCGUUGCGAUAUUUGUAAGAAGUCCUUUACGCGCAAGGAACACUAUGUUAACCACUACAUGUGGCACACUGGUCAAACCCCCCACCAGUGCGAUGUCUGCGGCAAGAAAUACACGCGCAAGGAGCACCUAGCCAACCAUAUGCGCUCCCACACCAACGAGACGCCGUUCCGUUGCGAGAUCUGCGGCAAGAGCUUUAGCCGCAAGGAGCACUUCACCAACCACAUACUCUGGCAUACAGCAGGCGAGACGCCGCACCGGUGCGACUUCUGCUCCAAGACGUUUACGCGCAAGGAACACUUGCUCAACCACGUGCGCCAGCACACGGGAGAGUCGCCGCACCGCUGCUCCUACUGCAUGAAGACGUUCACGCGCAAGGAGCACCUGGUCAACCACAUCCGGCAGCACACGGGUGAGACACCGUUCAAGUGCACCUACUGCACGAAAGCGUUUACGCGCAAAGAUCACAUGGUUAAUCAUGUACGGCAACAUACAGGCGAGUCGCCGCACAAGUGCACGUACUGCACCAAGACGUUCACGCGCAAGGAGCAUUUGACGAACCAUGUGCGCCAGCAUACGGGCGACUCCCCGCAUCGCUGCUCCUACUGCAAGAAGACGUUCACGCGCAAGGAGCACUUGACGAAUCAUGUGCGCCUGCACACGGGCGACUCGCCGCACAAGUGCGAGUACUGCCAGAAGACGUUCACGCGGAAGGAGCACCUCAACAACCAUAUGCGCCAGCACUCCAGCGACAAUCCGCACUGCUGCAAUGUCUGCAACAAGCCAUUCACGCGCAAGGAACACCUGAUCAACCACAUGUCCCGAUGCCACACCGGCGACCGGCCCUUCACCUGCGACACCUGCGGCAAGUCGUUCCCCCUGAAGGGUAAUCUGCUCUUCCACCAGCGCAGCCAUACCAAGGGCCAGGAGAUGGAGCGCCCCUUUGCCUGUGAGAAGUGCCCCAAGAACUUUAUCUGCAAGGGUCACUUGGUCUCGCAUAUGCGCUCCCAUUCGGGCGAGAAACCGCACGCGUGCACUCUGUGCAGCAAGGCGUUCGUCGAGCGCGGCAAUUUGAAGCGCCACAUGAAGAUGAAUCACCCGGAUGCUAUGAUGCCGCCACCACCCGUGCAUCCGCAUCCACAAAUACCGGCUGGUGUGCUGACGCAAGUCAAGCAGGAGGUGAAACCGAUCAUAAUUCCCCACCAUUCGGCGGCGACGACCACGAUGCACACCAUUCAGCAGAUAACGGCGGGAGCCGCCACGCAGUUGACACCGGGUCUCGUGCCGCUGGUCACCUCGACGCUCAUCUCGCAUAACCCACAAUCGCAAAAGCAACAAGCGGCCGCCGCAGCGGUUGCCCAGCAACAGGCGGCUGCUGCUGCUGCCGCCCAACAGCAGGCUGCCCAGCAACAGGCAGCAGCGGCCCAUCAGCAGCACCAGCAGCAAGUGGCCGCUGCCCACCAGCAGCAACAGCAAGCGGCUGCUGUCCAGGCAGCUCACCAACAACAGCAGCAACAGCUCCAACAGCAGCAUCAGUUGCUGCAGCUGUCCAUUCAACAGGCGGCGCACCAUCAGCAGCAGGAGCAGCAUCGCCAACAGCAGCAACAACAGCAGCAGCAACAACAGCAGCAGCACCAACAGCAGCAGCAGCACCAUCAGCAACAGCAAGGCCAUCCACAGGCACCACCGCCGCAGCAGCAACAGCAGCCACCUCCCCAGGUUCCGAUUGCAUUGAUAAGCGAUCCAAGCGCUCUCGCACGUGCCGCCAUGCAGCUGCAACACUUGCCGGCGAAUGUGGAACAGCACCCGGUCGUUUACUAACAGUAGCCUCUCCUGCACGGCUACACGCCCACCACAGCCCACGUGAGCAGCACCACCAGCACCGCCCCAGCGGCCACAGCGGCCUGGUGAGAUGGACCAGUGAGCAGUGAGCUUCAGAGUGCUAGUGAGCCGGGCUGAAUCGAUAUCUCUAUGUAGGACCCAUAACAAGCACACCCCAUUUAAGCAGAUAGUGUAUGUACAAUAGUUUUAGCAACGCGCUGGUUACGCUGAUCUGUCGCCCCAAUAGAAACUGAGCAUUCAGGGGGAACUAUGGUGGAUCGAGGUUCGAAGUUGAGGGGAUGGCAAGUAACAAGUAAUCUGUCAAGGAUUCUCAGUAAUUUUUUCUUGGAAACAUUUUUAUAUUUUUUAAUAUUACUUAAAUAACUAAUUGGGUUUACAUUUUUAAAGUAUUU
Drosophila bipectinata is the source of this 3412-nucleotide messenger RNA. RefSeq names its product crooked legs (gene crol). Gene Ontology annotation, cellular component: transcription regulator complex; PcG protein complex; chromatin. Gene Ontology annotation, biological process: embryo development; regulation of transcription by RNA polymerase II; urogenital system development. The record is from RefSeq and is a predicted model, not a curated record. Gene Ontology annotation, molecular function: RNA polymerase II cis-regulatory region sequence-specific DNA binding; DNA-binding transcription factor activity, RNA polymerase II-specific. NCBI's taxonomy places the organism in Eukaryota, Metazoa, Arthropoda, Insecta, Diptera, Drosophilidae.